AUGACCUUCAAGGGCUUGCUCUAUGUCUACUUGCUCGGAGGCCUGACGUUCAUACCGCUCGUGCUCGCAGCGGUACUGAUCCCAGCAUGGCUGUUGCUUCCGAAGGUCGAGGAUGAAUCUGGGCAAAAACAAAAGGGUGUAAAGAAUGGCAGUAAGGCAGAAGGACGGGACAAGAAGAACGAAGAUGACACACAUGCUGUGUCUUCAACAGAAGCAGCGGCUGAGGCGACAUUCGCCGUUCUGAGGACCUACGACUUCCCAGCAGCCAAUGCGGCACUCAACGCACGGCAUAGUAGUGGAAAUACAGCUGGAGGCGUGACCGGAACAACAGACGGAGAGGCAGAUGGCAAUGAGGGUGGCGGCUCGAGCGUAUACCAGAGCGUGUAUCGAUCCGUCUUCGCACCCAGCAAAAGCAAUACGGCUGGCGGAAACACCAACAGGGAGGUACUGGAGAACGAUGAGACCACUGUUACACCCGACGGGCGGGCGAAGCGGAAGACCACGCCGGCGAAUGUAUUCUACAUUGUCCUUCGCCAUGGCCACCUCAUGCUGUACGACUCAGCUUCGCAGAUGGAAGUACGACAUGUCAUAAGCCUUGCCCAUCACACUGUCUCUCUCUCCGAAGGCCUGUCCGCUGGUGACGAAGCCAGCCUUAAGGAUGCCGAUUUGUUCAUCAAGCGGACGGCGAUUGUCUUGACACCGACGGAUAUGCCCAAUGGAGGCCUUCAAUCAAGAGCGGCGCCACCUAAGCCUUUCUACCUCUUUUCGACGUUGUGCUCGGAGAAAGAGGACUUCUACCAUGCGCUCCUGUAUACACGCGCGCAUCCACCGGUGCCAGAGCCACUGGAGCCGAACGACAUCAUCAAACUACAGUCGACGUUGCACUCCACAUCACAAACGCCGGAGACAAUGGCUUUCAACGCUCUCAUUGGACGUAUCUUCCUGAGUAUAUAUCAUACUCCGUGGCUCAAGGACCUAAUACAGCGGAAGAUCGAGAAGAAGAUCUCCCGCGUACAGAAGCCUGCAUUUCUAGCAGACCUGACCGUCAAAUCAAUCGAUCUGGGAAAUGCGGCACCCGUGCUGUCGAAGCCCAGGCUCAAGGACCUCAACAUAUCGGGCGACAUGACCGUCGCUUUUGACGUGAAGUAUACAGGAGCUCUUCAACUCACCAUAUCAGCACUGGCGAAGCUUGACUUGGGUCCACGCUUCAAAACUCGCACUGUUGAUCUGGUCCUUGCAUCGUCACUGCAGAGACUCCAAGGGCAUAUACUUGUUCGGAUUAAGCCGCCUCCAUCGAACAGGAUCUGGUUCUGCUUCGAAAGUCCUCCAGAUAUGGAUGUCAAGGUCGAGCCGGUUGUCAGUCAGCGGAAGAUCAGCUACACAUUUAUCCUGCGUACGAUCGAGGACCGCAUCCGUGCUGUUGUGACAGAGACGUUGGUCAAGCCGAAUUGGGACGACAUGCCGUUCUUCAAUACCGCGGAUCAGUAUGUGCGCGGUGGCAUCUGGCGAGACGAAGGUGUCACGCAGGAUUCAGAGCCGACAGCCAAGGACAUGCUCCGGGAGCGAAAUGCGAAGACGAAGAGUAUGCCAGUGCUACCUCUCGGUGCUGAGCACGACUCGUCUGCUGGUUCCUCUGGGUCAGAGACCACAGCAAAGGCUGCCACCGGUGCUUCCACUGUCCCGAGUGACGUAGCUGCCGAGCUGAAACGUCGAUCCGUGGUCUCAUUACCUACCCGCUCGGGUACAAACAUAUCCACAACCUCAGCGCCGCCUAGCAGAGACGGGCCCAACGGCUCACCGGGUCUGCCACCUACGCGGCCGCUUCGAUCACCAUCCUUCACAUCACCCUCGACAUCACAACCCUCUGUUGCCCUGGAUGAGUCUCUUGCAAAUAUGGAUCCUGGCAAGCUAGACAGAUCACAGAAUCAAAGCAGAAGAUGGCGCAUACGCUCAGCGGCGCCACCUCUGCCUGCACGAAAGGAUGCUGCGGGUGGAUUGCGCGAUAUGAGAGAUCGUGUGCUUGCGCAUCGGGAGGCUGCAGAAGCUGAAGCAACACAAGCUGACAUUCUGGAAGGCGAAGCAAGUCUCGUCGAAGAGCCAGCUGAUGGCCAUAGCACCGGAGACGAACAAGUGGAUCAGACAGAAGGCCGACGCUCGUCUGACUCCCCCGCACCGUCGUUGGGAUCUACGAAGCGAACAGAUACCAACGCCUCCACUUCCUCAUCAGCCACAAGUCGGAGCACACAGCAGCGCAAGCAGAACCUCUUGGCCGCCACAGCAGCUGCCACGAACGCAGCGCGCAACUGGAGCUGGAACGCUCUCGCCAACGCACGGAAGCAAGGUUCGCCGACUGCCCCACGAGCUGCUUCCACUACUACUGGGCAGAGCCCGCAACCGCAGCCAAUGGGCAGAGGACAGCCGCUACCACCGCCUGGCGUGCCAUUGCCCGGACCGCAGAAGGGUCUCUUCGCUGGCUUGGGGACUGUGAGGCGGAAACCUGUUGCUGCGAGGACUAAUUCUUCAUUACCUGCCAGCAGAGAAGGGGCGUCGAGUCGGGAUGGAGAGAAAUCUGACGUGGAAGCUUCUGGUGCUGAAGAACCAAGAACCAAUGGCGAAGAUCAACGCUCAGUUAUGAGUGAUGAAUUUGGACCCUGGAGGGAGAAUAGUGGGCUUGAUGAGGACGGAAGCCGGAUCAAAGAGGGCUCCGUGCUGGCUACGCGACCCGAGACGUCAGGAUCGCAGCGCAGUGGUAUGGCUGAGGUGGAGACUCCCGAUGAGGAGGUGAGGGAGAAGCCUCCGUUGCCUCCGAGGCGAGAUACCAGACCGCCUGCCGCAGAAACCGCAUCUGCAGAGCCCGCCGACCUCAACACGACAUCCCAAGAGUCACCCGCAGAGACAGCAUCAAGUGCAAGUCGGACUGCUUAUUUUGCGGACCCAGCGGCAUCCUCCGAAAGCCUGCAGAAUGCCUCUGCUGUACCUCAACCGCAGGCAUAUGACCAGCAGGCCGCGGAUAAAGCCAUUCUCGACGAGCCAGGGCUCCAGGAAGAUCGAGAUGGUGACUUGCAGCCUGAGCCAGCUGGACACCAGCCAAUGGCCGGUAUGUCGCAAGACAACGCCAGCGAAGAGCAGAUCGUGGCAAUACCUGCCCCUAUGGAACCCGGAGAUGAAUUCGAAGCUCGAGCGGCUCCUGGCAGAGGGGAAGAGAGCUCUGACAAUGCUCUCGACCAGACUGCUGGAAGGGAGGAUGAGCAAGGCAAGCCGCCCCUGCCCUCGAGAUAG
Messenger RNA from Saxophila tyrrhenica, 3279 nucleotides. RefSeq lists its product as uncharacterized. The coding region runs from base 1 to 3279 and encodes 1092 amino acids. Lineage: Eukaryota; Fungi; Ascomycota; Dothideomycetes; Mycosphaerellales; Extremaceae. Gene Ontology annotation, molecular function: lipid binding. Gene Ontology annotation, cellular component: endoplasmic reticulum. The record is from RefSeq and is a predicted model, not a curated record. The transcript has a single exon.